UUGGAGUGGCCCACCUGUCAGCUCACUUCAUCGUCUCGUCUCCAACCCUUCCCCUCUCCUCUCCUUCCCACCCCCCGACCAACAAUGGCCGCCGACGAAGCCGCUCCAUCCCCGCACCCGAAUCCCACCCCGGAAGCCGUCGCGCCACCACGGACGACCCGGCCACGGCUGUACUGCUUGCCACCUCCUCGUACCCCCCGUCGCGGUGUCGGCGGAGGCCUCCUGCUCCUGCCCUCGGGCCAGCCCUGCCUGCUGCCUUCCCCUAGCCGCCGCCCACAACCAAGAAGUCGGCGUGCGCGCGAGGCAAAAGCCCACCUUGAUGAGGUGGCAUCCGGGAAAGAUUCAGUUCAGAUCCAGUUGGAUGGUUCCCUGCUCUUCUGCUCUGUUAAUCUUUAGUUUUACUCAAAAGAAAAGCAAAAGAGGCUGCUUGUGCUUUGCGGCCGUGCUUUGCUCGCUCCACCGACGGGAAUGGCAUAUGCUUUGCUUCUCUGCGCCGGUUGCGGUGGGAAUGAGAUGCUUUACCCAGCUCUAGCUGCCAGCGGCGGCAAGUAUCUCCCAACCCCUCCAGCCUCCAGAUCUCCCCCGGCGUUUCAGCAGCAGUCAUAUGCCCUCCAAACACCGUCGCCUCUGCCGCGGUCGCCAUCUGCUGUCAUUUCUCGCCGCCGACCACCGUGCAUCCCAUCCAUCCCAAAGCAAAAAUCCAGCAAGUUAAACAAUGGUGAUGGUGCUGGAUGCGUUUGCAUCCUACCUGGGGGACUACCUCAAGCAGGUGGUAGAAGAUGAGCUCGGAACGAGGCUGGGCGUGUCGGGCGAGAUCAACAAGAUGGGCGGCAAGCUCCAGGACCUCAAGAACUUCCUCGCCGACGCUGAUAGGAGGAACAUCACGGACGAGACUGUGCAAGCCUGGGUGGGCCAGCUCAAGCGUGCCAUGUAUGAAGCUGCUGACAUCCUCGACCUCUGCCAGCUCAAGGCCAUGGAGCGUGGACCAUCCACCGCAAUUCCAGGGUUUUUCAAUCCCCUGCUUUUCUGCAUGCGGAAUCCCUUCCAUGCUCAUGAAAUCGGCACCCGCAUCAAAGCGCUCAACAAGAGCCUUGACUCCAUCAAGGAGCGGAGUGCUGCUUUCAACUUUAUCAACCUCGGAUCCUACGAGGAUCAUAGCAGCAACAUCCACGCCUCUGGUCGUGGCAAUCCUAGCCACGAGACAUCAGGGGACCUUGACCGGUCCUGGUCAGGUCUGGUUGGGGACCAGAUCAAAGAAGACACAAGAGCACUGGUGUCCCAGAUCAUGCGCCCAAGAAAUGAGGUCAACACCAACAUCACAGUGUUCGCCAUCGUAGGUGUUGGUGGGAUUGGCAAGACCACCCUUGCCCAGCAGGUCUUCCAUGACGAGGUCAUCCAAUCUGAGUUCAGCAAAAGGAUAUGGUUGAGCAUCAACCAAAACUUCAGUGAGAUUGAGCUGUUGACAAGAGCCAUCAGUGCAGCCGGAGGAAACCACCUGCCGGCUGGAAAUGCAAAGGCUACACUUCACCAAACUCUCAAGGACACCUUGAUUGGCCACAAGACUUUACUGGUAAUGGAUGAUGUGUGGAACCCUGGAGCAUGGGAGGGUGUGCUCAAAAUACCCUUUCUUAAUGCUGCUGCUCCAGGCAGCCAGGUCCUCAUCACCACUAGAGAUGAAGGUGUUGCCCUAGGGAUGGCAGCCACAUGGCCUUACCAUCACGUUGGCACAUUAGGGCUUGACGAUGCUUGGUCGCUGCUAAAAAAGCAGGCACUCUCAAGUGAGAUAGAUGAAGACCAUCUCAAUAUGUUGAAGGAUGUCGGAUUGAAAAUUAUACAGAAAUGUGGUGGUUUACCUCUCUCCAUCAAAAUAAUAGGAGGACUCCUGCGUAAAAGGGGGGAGCUACGUCGUGACUGGGAGCAUGUUUUGGAUGAUUCUAAAUGGUCAAUAACUAGAAUGCCCCAAGAGCUCAACUAUCCAGUAUACUUGAGCUAUGAAGAUAUGCCUCCUUAUCUGAAGCAGUGCUUCCUAUACUACUCUCUUCUUCCUAAAAGCAGAAGUUUCCAUGUGGAUCAAGUAGUUGGGAUGUGGAUCAGCGAAGGAUUUAUUCAUGGGAACUCGAAUGAUUUAGAAGAAUCUGGAAGAAAUUACUACAGAGAGCUGAUAUCUAGGAACCUUAUAGAGCCUAAUAUAAAUGAUGCCGAUCAAUAUUAUUGUAGCAUGCAUGAUGUUGUUCGUUCAUUUGCUCAGUAUAUGACUAGAGAUGAAGCAUUCACAGCUCAAGACGGAGACAAUGAUAUGCUAACUAAACUUAGCUCGCAGAAGUUUCUUCGGUUGUCUAUGCAAUCAGGUGACCUUGACUGGAAAUCUUUGCAGGAGCAGCAAUCAGUGAGAACAUUAAUCUCAACUACUCAGAUCAAUUUGAAGCCUGGUGAUUCAUGGGCUGCCUUUUCUAGUCUACGGACUCUACACAUAGAAUCUGCAGAUGUGGCUGCACUGACUGAAUCGUUGCAUCAGCUGAAGCACCUGAGAUAUCUGGCACUAUUAAAUACUGAUAUAUCUGUACUUCCAGUGAACAUUGGCAAGAUGAAACUAUUGCAAUUUCUUGACCUUGGUGGAUGUACAACAGUGGUGAAUCUUCCUGAUAGCAUUGUGAAGCUUGGCCAGCUGAGGUUAUUUGAUCUUCCCUACACAAAUGUGAUACCUAGAGGGUUCCAUGGUCUGACAAGUAUGAGGAGACUAUUUGGAUUUCGAGCCCUCAUGGAUGGUGAUUGGUGUAGUUUGGACGAGUUGGGGCCUCUUUCCCAACUCAGACGUCUUCAUUUAUUUCAACUGGAGAAUGUACCUGCUGCUUCGUUUGCUGCUAAUGCUAGGCUUUGUGAGAAAAGGAAUCUUACAAACCUAUUCUUGUGCUGCACCAGCAAACUGGGAGAUGAUGGGUUGCUCAUAGAGAAAGAAGGUGUCUCUAUUGGAGAGCAGGAAAGAAACGAGAAGGUGUUUGAUGAGCUCUGCCCUCCACCCAGUAUAGUUGAUCUUUCUAUCCAAGGGUAUUUUGGCCAGCAACUCCCGAGUUGGAUGAUGUCUACGUCAAUGGUGCCCCUCAACAACUUGAAGUAUCUAUGGUUUGAUCACCUGGUUUGUUGCACACAACUUCCCAAUGGGUUGUGUCAGCUCCCCUACCUGCAGAUCCUUCAUGUCAACCGCGCUCCAUGCAUCAGGCGUGUUGGGACUGAAUUCUUGCAGGCGGCGGCAGCUCCAUUUCCAAGGUUAAACGUGAUGAAGUUAAUUGGAAUGGUGGAAUGGGAGGAUUGGGAGUGGGAGGAGCAAGUACAGGCCAUGCCCCGUCUGGAGACGCUUUUGCUCGGUAAUUGCAAACUGAGACGUGCUCCUCCUGGGCUUGCCUCCAAUGCAAGGGGUUUGAAGAUUUUAAUUGUAAGAGGCGUCCAUCACCUCAACUACCUUGAGAGCUUUUCUUCUGUUGUUGAGCUUACGGUGCAUGCAUGCCCUGACCUCGAGAGGAUCACUAAUCUCCCCAAUCUGCAAAAGCUCACCAUCAAAGGUUGCCCAAAGUUGAAGAUGCUAGAGAGUAUCCCUGCACUCGAGUGGUUGGUUCUGGAGAAUUACGCCAUCGAAGAACUUCCAGAAUACAUGCGAGAUAUAAACCCAAGGCAUUUGCAGCUGCUCUGCAGGAUAUGGUUGGUAUCUUCGCUAGCCGCGGGACAAUCUGGUCCUGAGUGGGACAAGUUCAGCCAUGUGGAUCAUGUCCAGGCAUAUGCACGUGAUGGAAACAACCAAAGGAAAUGGUAUGUGUUGUACACAAGAAGAGACAACUUCAAAUUGGAUUCAAAUAUUAGCAGCAGCUCUACCAUUUUUCAAGAAAAUUUAUCAUCUUCUAUUGUGGAUGCUCUAGGAUUUGAGUCUGUGUGCAAAAUGAGAAGAAGUACCUUCAGUUACAUCUGCAGCUUGGUGAGGAUCCCAUUUUUUGAAGAUAUGAUGUCAAGGGAUCAGGAUCACACCUUUGUUGACGGGAGAGAGCUGUCUUUACAAGAUCGAGCAUUUGUCGCUUUGGCAAUGCUGAACUCAGGUGCCUCACCUGUUACCGUAGGAUUCUCUCUUGGUGUGAAUGAGUCAACUGUCUUGCUGGUAACUCAAGUGUUUGUUGAGGCUAUGUAUGUGCGAGCAAUGCAUCACUUGCAUUGGCCAGGCUACACUAAAAUGGAGAAGAUCAAGCGCAAGUUUGACAAAAUCCAUGGCCUGCCAAACUGCUGUGGUGUUAUACAUACAGCUCACAUCAAAUUUGGGUCACAAAACCGUGACCGCGAGGAGAAUGAUGUCAUCUUAAUGCAAGCUCUGGUUGAUCCAGAUAUGAGGUUCACAAACAUUUGGUUGGGGUUGCCAGGUAGCAUGAUGAACCAAUUGAGCAUUUUGCAUGACUCUAAUCUUUUUAAGAUGGGUGAGAAGGGUACUUUGCUGAAUGGCAACAAGCUGAAGGUAUCAUCAGGUGGUGGAUUGGAAGUCGGGGAAUACAUAAUUGGUGGUGCAGGAUAUCCUCUUCGUCCUUGGCUCCUCACGCCUUACCAGUUAGAGAAUGACCUCUCAGACUUGGACUCCAAAGUGGAGUUCAAUAGGAGACACUUUGCAGCUAUAGCCGUCGUGCUGAGGGCACUGGCACGGUUGAGAGGCACACACAAGUGCCUUCGUGGAGAAGGACCACAUCUAAAUAAUCAGGGUUACAUGUUUUCGAUAAUCUAUGUGUGCUGCAUGUUGAAUAACAUAGUGAUAGACAUGGAGGAGGAGCAGAGUGCAGGCAUUGAGGAAAAGUAUUACGUCGGGCAAGUGCGUCAGAUUGCAGAUGAGGAUGCCGUCAGGAUGAGGGAUGUACUAUCCCAGCACCUGAUCGGAUCUAGAGAAACCUUAUCAUCUUGUAUGGUUGGCGCACAAGGAUUUGAGUUGCUGUAUAAAAUGAGAAGAAGUACCUUUAGUUAUAUCUGCAGCUUGGUGAGAGUGCCAUUUUUGGAAGAUAUGAUGGCAAGGGUUCACAUGUUUGUUGAUGGGAGAGUAUUGUCUUUACAAGAUCGAGUAGCUGUCGCUCUGGUAAUGCUGAACUCUGGUGUGUCACCUGUUACCGUAGGACUAUCCCUUGGUGUGAACGAGACAACUGUCUCGCUGGUAACUCAGGUGUUUGUUGAAGCUAUGUGCGAGCGAGCAAUGCACCACUUGCGUUGGCCAGGCUCCGCUAAAAUGGAGAAGAUCAAGCGCAAGUUUGAUAAGAUCCAUGGCCUCCCAAAUUGCUGUGGUGUUGUGCAUACAGCCCACAUCAAAUUUGGAAUGCAAAACUGUGACCAUGAGGAGAAUGAUGGCAUCCUAAUGCAAGCUCUCAUUGAUCCAGAUAUGAGGUUCACAAACAUUUGUUUGGGGCUGCCAGGUAGCAUGAUGAACAAAUUGAGCGUUUUGCACGACUCUGAUCUUUUCAAGAUGGGCGAGAAGGGUACUUCGCUGAAUGGUAACAAGCUGAAGGUAACAUCAGGUGGAGGAUUAGAAAUUGGGGAAUACAUAAUUGGUGAUGCAGGAUAUCCUCUUCGUCCCUGGCUCCUCACACCUUACCAGUUGGAGAAUGAUCUCUCAGAUUCAGACUCCAAAGUGGAAUUCAACAGGAGACACUCUGCAGCUACAGCCGUCAUGCUGAGGGCGCUGGCAAGCUUGAAGGACACAUGGAAGUGCCUGCAGGGAGAAGGGUGGCAUCCAAAUAAUAAACGUGGCAUGCACUUGACAACCGGCACAUGCGUCAUUUUGCAUAACAUACUGAUAGACAUGGAGAAAGACGAGGGUGCAGGCAUGCCAAGCAAUCAGGAGGAGAAUUACGUCAAGCAAAUGCGGCAGGUUGCAGAAGAGGACGUCAUCAGGGUGAGGGAUGCACUGUCCCAGCACUUGAUCGAAAAUGGAGAAACCUUAUCAUCUUGUAUGGUGGGCGCACAAGGAUUUGAGUUGGUGUAUAAAAUGAGAAGAAGUACCUUCAGUUACAUCUGCAGCUUGGUGAGGGUGCCAUUUCUGGAAGAUAUGAUGGCAAGGGAUCACAAAUUUGUUGAUGGGAGAGUGCUGUCUUUACAGGAUCGAGUAGCGAUUGCUCUGAGAAUGCUUAACUGUGGUGAGCCACCGGCCACCGUGGGAUCCUCUCUUGGUGUGGACGAGUCAACCGUCUCGUUGGUAACUCACAGGUUUGUUGGAGCGUGGGCGCGAGCAUUUCACCACAUAAGCUGGCCUGGCUCUGCUAAACUGGAGAAGAUCAAGAGCAAGUUCGACAAGAUACACGGCUUGCCAAACUGUUGUGGUGUUGUACAUACAGCUCAAAUCACAUUUGGAUCAGAGAACAGUGGCCAUGAAGAAAAUGUUGGCAUGCUAAUGCAAGUGGUCGUUGAUCCAGAUUUUAGGUUCUCAUUCAUUUGGUUGGGGCCAUCAGGUAGUAUGAACCAAUUGAGUGUUUUGUAUGACUCUUCGCUCUUCAAGUCCUGCCAGGAGGGUACUGCACUGAAUGGCAGUAAGCUGAACUUAUCAGAUGGCUCGGAAAUCGGGGAGUACAUCAUUGGUGAUGCAGGAUACCCUCUUCUCCCCUGGCUCCUCACACCUUACCACCUGCAAGAGAAAGACCUGUCUGCAGAUUUUCCUCCUUAUCAAGCCGAGUUCAACAGGAGACACUCUUCAGCAUCAACCAUCACGCUGGCUGCGCUGACCAGGUUGAAAGACACUUGGAAGAUCCUGGACAGAGCGGUUGGCUCAUGUCCACCUUUUGAAACAAUCUAUGCGUGCUGCGUGUUACAUAAUAUAGUGAUAGACAAGGAGGAAGAGGAAGAUGGUGCAGGCAUGCCAAUCAAUCAGGAGAAUUACAUCAAGCAAGUGCGGCGGGUAGCAGAUGAGGACGCCAUCAGGGUGAGGGAUUCACUGUCCCAGCACUUGAUCGAAUCUGGAGUUCACACAAAGGCUGCAGAGGAGGAACAAGAAGCAGCAGCAACUGUAUCUGGUUCAGGAGAUGGAAACAAGGAACAGGAAGCAGACUGACAACAGAACACUGAUCGAGGAAAGGAGAAAGUGCAUGUUUCCUCUCCACUGAAAUAAUUCGUUGACCGGCCAGUGGACGAACACAAGGAACACGUACAAAGCACAUACAAGAAGAGCAGCUGAGCUAGGAGAUGAGAUCGUCAUCACUGCUUAAUUUGGUUGCGCUUUGUCUCGAAGCUGCGAGUUUAAUUAGCUCAAAGAAAUGUCAUUCUCGGAGCAAGCGACUCUUCAGCAUGCAAGUUUAGGACAUUGGCAAAGAUUUUGUUAAAAGACGUGAUGUAUCUGCCUGUGACACUAGAGACCUUUGAUUGACAUGUCUUUUUAGGUUUUGCACCCAUUUUUUGCAUGAUGUACGCAUAUCAUGCUGGUGGCCAAAGCCUGCUAGUGUCAUUGCGUCUACCUGCUGGUGGCUUGGCUUGGCUACUGUGUAACUGUAACUGUAUUUGCACUGCACUCGCAGUAAAUAUAAAUGUACCGUGUCGCCUGUGUUGUGAACGUGUAA
Triticum aestivum (bread wheat) is the source of this 7553-nucleotide messenger RNA. RefSeq lists its product as uncharacterized. Lineage: Eukaryota; Viridiplantae; Streptophyta; Magnoliopsida; Poales; Poaceae. The coding region runs from base 716 to 7051 and encodes 2111 amino acids. The record is from RefSeq and is a predicted model, not a curated record. Gene Ontology annotation, molecular function: ADP binding. The transcript has 9 exons.